UUAGUUUACCAAGAGUAUAGAUGAUCACUUCCUGAAUGGGUUUUAUUAAAACCAACCAUCUUAAUACGCAGGGAUUUGGGCUUAAUAAAGGUUGGUGUAGACAGCACAGCCUGUGUUGGACAGAUCGGUGACAACAACUUGACUGAAUCUCUCCUUCUGUGAAUCAUCCGGAGUACGUUUAUGAUGACGCAAAUGUUUCUCAUCUUCACCAUUUUGAUGCUGCUUGCUGUAAAAGCUGAUGGACAGUCAUGUCGGUUUGGGCGUUCAGGAGCAGGCUGUCGGUAUAACUGUAACUGUGCCGAGAACUGUGACAGUCAGAAAGGCUGUGUCGGGAACUGUUCCGCUGGCUGGGACGGACCUACCUGUCAGAGACGUAAUGUGGCGCUGCACCAGAUGACGUACCAAUCAUCUGACUAUAAUGACACUAAGCGGUUCUACACAUCGGAAUUCGCCGUGGACGGUAAAGUGGGUCAUACUCUGGAGAGCACACCUUGUACACACACCAAGCUUGCUUCACCAGUCUCGUGGGGGGUAAUACUGAACAGGACGUACAGUAUUUACACAUUUCAGAUUUACAACAGGGUCGGAGAUUGUGGUAACGGACCCAAAUCAUGCGGUCGCCGACUGAACGGCUUUACUCUGAGUGUGGGAACCAACAAUCAGAGCUACAGUACAUGUUAUACAGACACGACAGACAGUGACUACGGUCCUGGGAACAUCAUCAACGGUAGAUGUAACGACAGUAAGCCGAGAACAGGAAACACGGUCCGGAUAAGUUUACCGCUGGGGUCAUUUUUGACACUUUGUGAAGUACGUCUGUUUGUUUGUUCCGAGGGCUGGUAUGGAGUGAUGUGUGACAAGGAAUGUGUGACAGACACCCACUGCUUUCAAUGUGAUGACCAUGGACUUCGGUGUGAAAAGUGUGCGAAUGGCCGAUGGGGUACAGACUGUGAUGAGGGAUGUGGACAUUGCUGGAUUAAUACUGCUUGUGACAAGGACACCAGUGAAUGUCCGAAUUUAUCACCCAGGUGUGAGAGUGGGUUUCAGGGUUACAAUUGUACAUUAAACUGCAGCUCGUAUACAUGGGGUCCUGACUGUAAGGAGACCUGUGGUCAGUGUCAUGGCAGAGCUGUCUGUGACGGGGUAAGUGGAGACUGUCCCUUGGAGAAUCCUCGCUGUGCCAUAGGAUAUACAGGACCUCGUUGUGAACGUAAAUCACUGGUUCUAACUCGAUUUAGGUAUGGAGGUAGCCAUGAUUUAGGGUAAAGAAAUGUCUAUUCGUGUUACUCCCGUAGGAAGCUGUGUUAAUCUUUCUCAGGUGAAGCGUGUAAGAUUGAGAAGAAUAUUGCGUUUUAAGGUUAAGUUUUAAGAAAAUUUGGAUGAUCUUUAGAAUUUGACAGUUAGUCCUUAAAGUCCAGUGUUCUUUAUUUGUGAUUUUGGGGUUUAGAAAGAAUU
Liolophura sinensis is the source of this 1455-nucleotide messenger RNA. Its product is annotated as multiple epidermal growth factor-like domains protein 10. The transcript has 7 exons. Gene Ontology annotation, molecular function: scavenger receptor activity. The record is from RefSeq and is a predicted model, not a curated record. Lineage: Eukaryota; Metazoa; Mollusca; Polyplacophora; Chitonida; Chitonidae. Bases 181 to 1266 code for a protein of 361 amino acids.